GAAUCUCAUUCAGUCUAACAGCAAUAACGACUUCGUUAGGACAGUAGAAUACGAGAUCAAGUGCAAUUCUGUUUUUUCGCGAGAACCGAAAAAAAAAACGUCGUGUGAAAUCUCAUAUUUCACAGAUAAAAAAGAAAGAGAUAAAGAGAGGUGUUAAAGUUGUCAUCGAAAUAAAGGUGAUAUUUUUCAACGAUCAGAAUCCUAUCGAAAUAUGAAAUCGUUAAGGAAACUAUCCCAUUUUAUCAACAAACUCGAAUCGACGCUGUUUAAAGAUGGUACAAAAAUACAAUUUUUAAAUUCUAAACGUAAUUAUGCGCAAUCGAAAGAAAAAUUUAUACGAGAUAAAAAUGGAGAAUUAAUCAUUCCAUCGCCUUUCGGUGCGCUUACCUAUCCCGACUCGUAUAUUCCGGAAUAUGUUUGGCAUAACGUUAAUAAAUUUCAAAAGCUAACUGCAUUGGAAUGCGGUAUUACCGGUAGGAAAUAUACGUACAGCCAAGCAAGGGAUGCUACCAAUUACAUUGCAAGGAGUUUGAGGAACUUAAAUUUUAAAGAAGGUGAUAUUAUUGCCUUGAUUGCACCCAAUUUACCAGAAUGGAGUUUAGCUUUCCUCGGUAUUUUGGAGGCAGGUCUAAUCGUCACAACUGUUAAUCCACAAUACAAGAUUGAGGAAAUAAGAAAACAAUUGGAGUUGUCUAAUGCGAAAGGUAUCAUCACGGCAAGAGAAAUUUUUCCGAAUGUAAAGAAAGCAGUAGAAAAAAUACAAUUGGGAUCAUCUCUGAUCGUUAUCGAUGACCAAACGGCACCUAUGGUGGAAGGAGUGAUACCUUUUCAGGAUUUGAUUACUCGCGGCAAAAAUUUGCCCCCAUUGAAAGCCCUAAGCAGUUCCGUAAGUGAUUUCGCAAUUUUACCUUUUUCGAGUGGUACAACAGGAUUGCCAAAAGGUGUGAUGUUAACGCAUAAUAAUGUAGUAGCAAAUAUUGAAAUGGUGAAGGCCUCCGUUGAUCCGCAAAUGUGGUUGCAACCUUCGGAUGGUGUAAAUCAAGAAGUCAUACCAGCAAUUUUACCUUUCUUUCACAUUUUUGGGCUGAACGGUGUCUUAUUACCUGGUCUGAUGUCUGGAGUAAAGUUCGUUACGAUUCCGAGAUUCCAACCGAAUACAUUUAACGAUGUUCUCAUCAAUCACAAGCCAACGAUUAUGUUUUCCGUACCACCAAUAAUAAUGUAUCUAUCACAGUCAUCGCUUAUCAAAAAAGAAAAUCUCUCGAAUCUACGAGCUAUUUUCAGUGGGGCAGCGCCGAUUUCAAAAAAGGACGUGGAUAGAUUCUAUGAAAAUUAUCAAUUAGAUAACACUAAUUUCAAAUUUGCCCAAGGAUAUGGAUUAACGGAAUGUUCACCAGUGUCCUUUAUUGAAAAAACGGGUUUAAAAUACGCUAGUAUUGGAAAGAACAUUUGUGGUUGCGAUGCGAGAUUAGUCGAUCCCAUAACGAACAUAGAUAUUUUUGAGCCUGGUCAAAACGGAGAAUUGUGGAUUAGAGGUCCUCACGUUAUGAAAGGUUACUAUAAUAAUCCGAAAGCUACUAAGGAUAUAUUAUUGGAGAAUGGUUGGAUGAAAACUGGCGAUAUCGCAUACUUCGACGAGGACUAUGAUUUCUUCAUUACCGAUAGAUUGAAAGAGUUGAUCAAAGUCAAAGGUUUUCAGGUCGCACCGGCUGAACUAGAAGCAAUUUUAAGAACACAUCCUGACAUACAGGAAGCCGCAGUAAUCGGUAUUAGUGAUACAAGAUGUGGAGAAGUACCAAGAGCUUUUGUUAAAGUAAAAAAUAACAGAAAAGUUAGUGAAAAGGAAGUCCAGAAUUUCGUUAAGGAAAAAGUUUCCGAAUACAAAGAACUCAAAGGUGGUGUUUCGUUCGUCCAAGAAAUUCCAAAAAAUCCGUCCGGAAAAAUCCUUCGAGUGCAGAUCAAAAAAGCAUAUCUUAACGGAGAUCUUUGACAUUUGAAGUUAAAAUUACCCCAUAUGUUACCUGCCAACAACUCGAGAGCAUUUGUUUUGGAAAAUAUGCAAACAAAAAUGAUGCCAUAUUAAAAUAAUUUAGCUGUGGAAUUACUUAUUUUUUAUAAAUACAAAUAUAAAUAUUUUGGAUGAUUAUUAUUUUUUAUACUGAUAUUUAAAAUAAGUAUACAUAAAUUUUUAGAGAUUAAGGAAAAUAUUUAUAAUAUUGUGUGAUAAACACACACAACAAUAUAUUUUAUAUAUUAUAUUUUUAUAUAAAUAUUGUGAUAUUCAAUGUAUAUGCUGCAUUGCCCAUAACAUAUACAUUCAAUCAUAAAGAUUUAUGCUACGAGUAAUAAUAAAAAGUAAUUGGCAUGUUAUAAAAUAAACUCCUAAAAAUAAUAAACAUAAAAAAAGUAUUGAAUAUUAUUAAAAAAAAGGAUGCAUUUUCACAAAUAUUUUAAGCUACAAUUGUUAUAAAAUUACAAAUAACAAUGUAUAUGUCAGAUUUACUCUGCAUGUGUGCCUUCAGAAAUGCAUAUUAAUAUAAUAUACAAAAUAAAAAUAUUUUAAAAAGUAGUAA
This is a messenger RNA of Polistes canadensis, 2573 nucleotides long. RefSeq names its product 4-coumarate--CoA ligase 1-like. Gene Ontology annotation, molecular function: long-chain fatty acid-CoA ligase activity. The transcript has 10 exons. The record is from RefSeq and is a predicted model, not a curated record. Gene Ontology annotation, cellular component: mitochondrion. NCBI's taxonomy places the organism in Eukaryota, Metazoa, Arthropoda, Insecta, Hymenoptera, Vespidae. Bases 212 to 1990 code for a protein of 592 amino acids. Gene Ontology annotation, biological process: fatty-acyl-CoA biosynthetic process; long-chain fatty acid metabolic process.